Molecule: messenger RNA, 1218 nt
Organism: Hordeum vulgare subsp. vulgare (domesticated barley)
Lineage: Eukaryota; Viridiplantae; Streptophyta; Magnoliopsida; Poales; Poaceae
Exons: 3
Coding region: 1-1218 (405 amino acids)
Source: RefSeq, a predicted model, not a curated record
AUGGCGACGGCGAGGAGGCGCAAGGCGAAGGCCGCCAGGGCCGCGGCCGCGGAAGCCAUGAAGAAAGACAGGAAGAACGCCUACGAUGCCAUGGUCACAGCGGAUAAGGAGUCCCGGCAAGCCGAAGCGGAGGCCAAGGAGGCCACCACGACGGCCGCGGCCAAGGCCGAGGAGUCCAUGCAAGCCGUCGGCAUGGCCAUGGCGAAAGCCGAAGAAGCCGCCGUCAUAGCCAGCGUGAAGGCGGAGGAAGCCGAGAAGGCAAGAGAAGCCUACCGCGAGGUGUGUCGGCAGGUGGACGCAGCGGCGGAGUGGGCGCAGUGCGAGGAGGAGCUCUUCGCCGCCCGGUUCCGACGCUACUGGAACCAACUCGUCGCCCGCCCCGGCGUCACCUUCCAUCAAACCACAUCGAUCCCCGCCAUGCGGUACACGCACCCUGCUCCCCAUGAUAGGCCCAAGGCCAUGGAUACCUUGCAGAUCACGUCGGUGAAGAUCGCAGCGGUCGACGAUUGCCUGCAAUGGCCGCUGCAAGUGUAUGGCAUCAUCGCGGCACGAGAUGUCUUGGAUCACAAGCGCAACAUUCUUUUCCACCGCCGGAGGGGUGAUUGCCAAAUAAUCACUCAAGAGGAUCCAUACCUAGCAUUGACGGGCCCUAGUCGCGCCAUUGCCGUGUCGAGGGACCUUUCAUACAUCGAGGUCUCGCUCAAGGUGAAGGGCGCGAGUAGAACUAGAUCCGAGGACGGAGAUUUGAGCGAUCUAGUCCUGAGUUACGGGACCGGAUUAUGUCUCGCAGGCAUUUACCCUAGCAGGCUCAGCACACUUGAACUUGAAUCCAGUCACAUUAAUCGCUCCGUGGAGGCCACGGUCCGCAUCAAAAUCACCCACGGGUCAUGGCCGGAUGGUCUCCGAGGCGCGUUCACUGCAGGCAUGAGCAGCGAUUAUGGCCUGGAAGUGGAGCUGCUCAAUACCAGAGACGGUAGAGCUUUGCCCGUCGACUCUGAAGGUGUGGUCAAGCUCCAGCGCCGCGUCAUCUCCGUCUACAUCGAGGGGAUGCUCAAGGUUUCCGUGGUGGCAUGUUCGGUUGAUGAGGAACGGGGUUUCAUCGAGAAAGCUGAGGCAGUUUUCGAAGCAAAGAGACAAUGUGUAAGCGUCAUGGAGAUUAACUUUGGGUCUUGUAGUAUGCAGAUUACCGUCGCUUGGUCCUGUUUCCGCCAUGAGUAG